Misgurnus anguillicaudatus (oriental weatherfish) is the source of this 1589-nucleotide messenger RNA. RefSeq names its product family with sequence similarity 185 member A (gene fam185a). The record is from RefSeq and is a predicted model, not a curated record. NCBI's taxonomy places the organism in Eukaryota, Metazoa, Chordata, Actinopteri, Cypriniformes, Cobitidae.
UCCACUCGCGCUCACUUCCGGAUUGUAGUCGUCGCCGGUCGUUGUUCUGUACUGCUGUGUGACCUCGUGAUAUAAACAUUUCUCUGGAGCGUUGUUGCUAAAAGUUGUUUUAAACUAAUGCCUACUAAUUUAUACUAUCUUUAGUACACAACGUAUAUCUUCAGUAAUGUUCAUUUCGUUAAUAAGGCAGCGGUUAUGUCACGGGUUUUGGACGGUGUCGGUGCAGAGAUGUUCAAGAAACUUCAGCAGGGUUUUGUUUUCUCAGGCUUGCCGAACCUUUUCAGAUUCCCAUUCAACCAAGGACUUGAAUAAACCUGUAAAGCAAUGGGAUUUAUCUGUUAGUCCUUUCACCAAGAUCAAAUGUCAUUUAGGUUGUAACAUAUCCAUAAAACCACUGGAUCCACAUGUGUUUCCUGAGGCGGAUCGGGCAUUUAUUAAAGUGCAAAGGACAGAUGCGAAUCCAGAUCUUAAUCUGGACAGAUUUUAUGUUUAUUAUGAUCCUCAAAGCAGUGAACUUCAGAUUUUAGGCAAUGAGAUUAACAGUGAUGCAGUGUCUGUUGAACUGACAGCGCCUGUUAAAUGCGAUCUCCACAUCAAGACUAUAAAUAAGGGCAAUGUAAAUAUCGAGAAAAUGGAGAGUGACGUCUGCCACGUGCACACAGAUCAAGGACACUGCGUGCUGAACGCUAUGAAGGGUCAUGAAGUUCUGGUUCACUCCACAGGAGGAAAUGUCACUGGACUUGAGACCGUACAUGGAAAUGUUGAAAUCAAAGGAUUUAGGAAUAGUAAUGUUGAUCUCAAGAAAAUCCAGGGAACUUCUAUGAAUCUAUCUACUGAACAUGGACUUCUGAAAGUGAAGGCCAUCUACGGUGAAUCCACUACAGUGUCCACUUCCUCAGGGAAUAUCCAGAUUGGACAUAUACAUGGUGAAGCUGUUGUACAGAGUGAAACAGGAAACAUUGUUAUUGACAGUUCGAGUGGGUCUCUUAAAGUACAUACUGCUGCUGGAGACAUAGAUACUUAUGUGGGCCAUGAUGGCACAGCAGAACUUCACACACAACAAGGUACUUUGAGUUUACGUGUACCCUCUACUAUAAAGACAGGAGUGGAGUUAUGUGGCACCUCUGUUGACAUUAGUUCAGAGAUUUCAUGUCAGGAGACUGAACGCACAUCAUCUAAUGGGAAGAUGACAGUCACUGCUUAUUUGAACGGUGACAUGUAUGAAGAACGUUGGAUCAAAGCCACUGCUGAUAAAGGUGCCAUCAGUUUGAGGACGCAGAGCUGGUUUGAGACCCUCAGACUAGGAGCUGAAAGUUAAGCAGAUGACUGAUAACUUGUCUGUCUCGCUCAAUUGAGGAUUUAUACUGCAGCUUCUGUUGUAUCUGUCCAUGACAGCAUGCUUCAAAAUGUACAAAGAAUAGCACACUUUGCUCUGUUAAAAACAGAUACAACAGUCCAUUUGUGUGAGAAAACAGAUUGAAAUUAUACACCAGAUACAACACACAUUUGAGGUUUACUUCUUGUUUGUCAGAAUACAAAGGACUCUUUAUUUAUAAUGAAAAAAAUAUAAGAUACUUGUGUUUUAUUUA